AUGCGAUGGCCUUGGUCACGCAACGACGAUGACCAACAGGAAAGCGGACUGCCUCAAUGGGCCCCUCCAGCGAAGUUGGACAAUUGGUCAAGCACGCUGUAUGAGCCACGGACUUUGAUUCCGGCGGUCGCUCUUACAGUCUCAACAGUUGCUGGUGUCCGGCUCUACAAGACUUAUUUGCGUCGCAUACCAACCGUCAAUCAUAUCAAACCACGCUACUACCGUCGGAAGGGUAUAUUUGGCCAGGUCACAAGUGUAGGAGAUGCAGACAAUUUCAGGCUGUUCCACACGCCAGGUGGGAGAAUAGCUGGGUGGGGUAUCCUGCCCUGGAAGAAAGUACCAUCGAAAAGAGAGGACUUGGUCAGGCAAACACUUCACAUCCGGAUUGCUGGAGUCGACGCACCAGAACUUGCACACUGGGGCCGAGAAGCUCAGCCGUUCGCGAAGGAGGCCCAUGGAUGGCUCAUCAAUUUGAUCCACACCCGCCGAGUACGCGCAUACAUAUACAGACGCGACCAGUACGAUCGUAUAGUAGCCCAAGUCUUUGUACGCAGAUGGUUCUUCAAGAAAGACGUGGGGCUGGAGAUGUUGAGGGCUGGCCUGGCUACAGUAUACGAGGCCAAAACAGGUGCCGAAUUUGGUACUGCUGAAGAAAAGUAUCGCGCUGCGGAAAAGAAGGCUCGUGAGAGCAAAGUUGGGAUGUGGGCGAAGCCGAGCUUUGCGCAAAGCACUGAGUCACCUGCCGCUCUCCGACAGCUGCGGGCAUUCACAAAGGUCGCGUCCGCAUUUAACAAGACACAGACCGCACCUAAUGCAGAGGCAUACCUGAAGAGCGGCGUCAUUUCCGGCGCGCAGGACCUUGUUGAUGUCAAGAAAGUCCUUGUCAUUGGUAGUGGUGGUCUCAGCAUUGGUCAAGCCGGAGAGUUUGACUACUCAGGUUCACAAGCACUCAAGGCCCUCAAGGAAGCUGGCGUCAAGUCCGUCCUUCUCAACCCCAAUAUUGCUACCAUCCAAACGUCCCACGUGCUCGCCGACGAAAUUUACUACUUGCCUGUAACACCCGAAUACGCCGAAUAUGUCAUUCAGAAGGAGAAGCCUGAUGGCAUUUUCCUCAGCUUCGGUGGACAGACUGCGCUGAACUUGGGUGUACAAAUGGAUGCCAAGGGCAUUUUCGAAAAGUAUGGUGUCAAGGUGCUCGGAACUAGCGUUCAGACUCUGAAGACCAGCGAGGACCGUGAUCUCUUCGCGCGCGCUCUUGAUGAGAUCAAUAUUCCCAUCGCCAAGUCGAUUGCUGUUUCCACUGUCGACGAAGCACUCGACGCGGCCGAGAAGGUCGGAUACCCUAUCAUCGUUCGCGCCGCGUAUGCGCUCGGUGGUCUCGGUUCUGGUUUCGCAAACAACCCGGAGGAGCUGAAGAAUCUGUCAGCCCGUUCGCUCACACUGUCACCUCAAAUCUUGGUUGAGAAGUCUCUCAAGGGCUGGAAGGAGGCCGAGUAUGAGGUCGUCCGUGACGCCAGCGACAACUGCAUCACAGUCUGCAACAUGGAGAACUUCGAUCCUCUUGGUGUACACACUGGUGACAGUAUCGUUGUCUCGCCAAGUCAGACAUUCAGCGACGAGGAAUACCACAUGCUCCGGUCUGCGUCCAUCAAGAUCGUCCGUCAUUUGGGAGUUGUUGGCGAAUGCAAUGUGCAAUACUGCCUACAGCCUGAUGGCCUCGACUACAGGGUCAUCGAAGUCAACGCCCGUCUCUCUCGUUCAUCUGCAUUGGCAUCCAAGGCAACUGGAUACCCUCUGGCAUACACUGCAGCAAAGAUCGGUCUCGGACACACCCUUCCCGAGCUGCCCAACGCCGUCACUAAGACCACCACUGCAAACUUUGAACCCUCUUUGGAUUACGUCGUCACCAAGAUGCCUCGAUGGGAUCUUAGCAAGUUCCAGAACGUCAAGCGCGACAUCGGCAGUUCCAUGAAGUCAGUCGGUGAGGUUAUGGCCAUCGGUCGCACAUUCGAGGAGUCAUUCCAGAAGGCUUGCCGUCAAGUCGACCCCAAGUACCUUGGUUUCCAGGGCGAGAAGUACGGAGAGAACCUUGACGAGGAACUCAAGAACCCCACCGAUCGCCGAUGGCUUGCCGUUGGUCAGGCGCUGUUCCACGAAGGCUACACUGUCGACAGGGUCCAUGACCUUACUAAGAUUGACAAGUGGUUCUUGCAUAAGCUUCAGAACAUCGUCGACCUCACACAUGAGCUUGAGGAGAUAGGUAGCUUGUUCGGACUCAAGAAGGAGAUUAUCCUCAAGGCCAAGAAGCUCGGUUUCUCUGACAAGCAGAUCGCCAAGGCUGUCAACAGCACUGAAGACGAGGUCCGCGCACGCAGGAAGAGCUUCGGCAUAAAGCCGUGGGUCAAGAAGAUCGAUACUCUGGCUGCUGAGUUCCCGGCGGACACUAACUAUCUUUACACAACCUACAACGCCUCGUCUCACGACGUCACCUUCGACGACCAUGGCGUUCUUGUCCUUGGAAGCGGUGUUUACAGGAUCGGAAGCUCAGUCGAAUUCGAUUGGUGUGCUGUCAACGCUACCCGCUCCCUCAACGCCCUCGGAAAGAAGACUGUCAUGAUCAACUACAACCCUGAGACAUACUCUACCGACUUCGACGUUGCCGACAAGCUGUACUUCGAGGAGCUUAGCUACGAGCGUGUCAUGGAUAUCUACGAAUUGGAGACUGCUAGCGGAGUUGUUGUUUCUGUCGGUGGUCAACUCCCUCAGAACAUUGCUCUUAAGCUUCAAGAGUCUGGAAAGGCCAAGGUCCUUGGAACUGAUCCUCAGGAUAUCGACAAGGCCGAAGAUCGCCACAAGUUCUCUUCCAUCUUGGACUCAAUCGGUGUUGACCAGCCCGCCUGGAAGGAGCUUACCUCAUACGAGGAUGCGAAGAAGUUCGCAAACUCUGUUGGCUACCCAGUUCUUGUUCGCCCAUCGUAUGUCCUGUCAGGUGCUGCCAUGACUGUCAUCCGCGGUGAGGAUGAGCUGAAGGAGAAGCUUCUUGCUGCUUCUAACGUCUCGCCCGACCACCCAGUCGUCAUCACUCAGUUUAUCGACGGCGCCCAAGAGAUCGACUGCGACGCUGUUGCUUCCAACGGAAACGUCCUUGUCCACGCUGUCAGUGAGCACGUCGAGAACGCCGGUGUUCACUCCGGAGACGCGACCUUGGUGCUUCCCCCUGUCAACCUCGACAAGCGCAUCCAAGAGCGUGUCAAGGAGAUCGCGGACAAGGUUGCCAAGGCUUGGAACAUCACUGGUCCCUUCAACAUGCAGAUCAUCAAGGAGGAGGUUGAGGGCUCCGAGCCCAACCUCAAGGUCAUUGAGUGCAACCUACGUGCCUCUCGAUCCUUCCCCUUCGUCAGCAAGGUCCUUGGUACCAACUUCAUUGAAGUUGCGACUAAGGCUCUCGUUGGUCGCGACGUGCCCGAACCGACUGACCUCAUGAGCGUCGAGAGGAACUACCUCGCCACCAAGGUUCCCCAGUUCUCCUGGACUAGGCUAGCGGGCGCUGACCCCUACCUUGGCGUUGAAAUGUCAUCCACUGGUGAAAUGGCCUGCUUCGGUAAGGACCUCGUUGAGGCCUACUGGGCUUCCGCACAGUCACAGAUGAACUUCCGCCUUCCCCAGCCCGGUGAGGGUCUUCUUUUCGGUGGUGAUGUCACACCUGGUUCGCUCCACUCCAACUCUCUUAUUCAGAUCGCCAAGUACGUACACGCACUAGGCUACAGAUUCCUUGCUGCCAACAAGGACGUAAAGGAACUUCUGGAGAAAAACACCGAAGGUAUUAGUGUUGAGGUCAUUGAGUUCCCCAAGGAUGACAAGAGGAAGCUCCGUGAGGUGUUCGAGAAGAACGACAUCCGUGGCUGCUUCAACUUGGCCAAGUACAGGGCGAGCGGUCUGUUCGACGAGGACUACGUAAUGAGGAGGAACGCAGUCGACUUUGGUGUACCGCUAUUCAUGGAGCCCAAGACUGCCGUUCUGUUCGCCCAAUGUAUGAGCGAGAAGCUGCCCAAGAAGGAAGGUAUCCCCAGUGAAGUCAGGUCAUGGAGCGACUUCGUUGGCGGUCGACCAUUGUAG
This is a messenger RNA of Alternaria burnsii, 4116 nucleotides long. RefSeq names its product carbamoyl-phosphate synthase arginine-specific large chain. The record is from RefSeq and is a predicted model, not a curated record. Gene Ontology annotation, biological process: UTP biosynthetic process; 'de novo' pyrimidine nucleobase biosynthetic process; L-citrulline biosynthetic process. Gene Ontology annotation, molecular function: metal ion binding; dihydroorotase activity; aspartate carbamoyltransferase activity. The transcript has 8 exons. The coding region runs from base 1 to 4116 and encodes 1371 amino acids. Gene Ontology annotation, cellular component: cytosol; cytoplasm. NCBI's taxonomy places the organism in Eukaryota, Fungi, Ascomycota, Dothideomycetes, Pleosporales, Pleosporaceae.